UUAAAUUCCAAGUAUUACACCAAAAAGAGAAAAUAAAAAUACCAAAAACCCCAAAGAAAAAUCAACAGUGAUCAAUUAGACACUUGAAGUGACUUCGACCAGCACUCAAGUUUCAGUCUAUCGGAGGAAACAUUACAACAUAAACAAGUUAAGUUUAAUAAACAAUAAUGCACUUUGAUGAUCAUCAAGAUUGUUUUGUGAAAUCUUGACUAAGGUUAAGUGAUCAAUUGAGUAAAGAAAAUAAAAAUAUUGAUUAGAGUCGUUUAACAUUAAUGUCAACUUUAUAAAUGACCUUUUACAACUCCUAAAUUUUAAAAACUAUUUCGGUGAUAUUAAAAAUCUUGAAAUAUUUCCUUAUAAAUUGUAUUCAUUAUAUUUGAAAGAGAGAAAAUAUGGCUCAAAUUCUCAUAUCCGUUCAUGCUUUAAGCGUCUUUAUUUUUCCAUUUCUAGUUGUUAUCAUUAGAGAUAAACCAGCUCCCAUUCCCUGCAAAUUUCAUGCUGAUUGUCCCAUAAUGUUGUCUAUAGUUGUGGAGUGCAUUAAUAAUGUUUAUGUUGCACACUCUAAUGGACAAGGUGCAAGCUCAAGUACUGCUCUACAAUUUGGAAUAACUUUGAAGUACAAAUCCUCACAUAAAAAAGAUCAAAUCAUUGCCAACAAGAAUAUUCCUCUAAAGACAAGAUCAACAUUCAGAAAUGGACAUCUUAUGAUGGGACUGCUAUCAGUGAUUGAGCCAACCUCUAUAAAUGAUGCUCUAAAAUAUGAUGGAUGGGUUGUUGCAAUACUAGAUGAGCCGAAUCGAUUUUAAAGAAAUGAUGUCUGAGACUUAAUGCUUAAACCAACUAAGAAAAACAUCAUUGAACCAAGUGGAUUUUCAGGAACAAUCUCAAUGAGCAAGGAGAAGUGGUAAAAAAAAUAAGGUUAGACAUGUAUCUCAAGGCUGUAGUAAGAACGAAGGUAUUUAUUUUCACUUAAACUUUUGCUUUUGUAGAUAGGUUAGAAGCUAUAAGAUUAUUAUUAUCUUAAGUGGUAAACCAUGAUAUUAUUCUAUAUCAAAUGGAUGUUAGAAAUGCAUUCUUA
Messenger RNA from Medicago truncatula (barrel medic), 1078 nucleotides. RefSeq lists its product as uncharacterized. Gene Ontology annotation, molecular function: metal ion binding. The record is from RefSeq and is a predicted model, not a curated record. The transcript is spliced from 3 exons. The coding region runs from base 393 to 806 and encodes 137 amino acids. NCBI's taxonomy places the organism in Eukaryota, Viridiplantae, Streptophyta, Magnoliopsida, Fabales, Fabaceae.